Salarias fasciatus (jewelled blenny) is the source of this 1751-nucleotide messenger RNA. It is a transcript of the gene mtx2, whose product is annotated as metaxin 2. The transcript has 10 exons. The record is from RefSeq and is a predicted model, not a curated record. Gene Ontology annotation, cellular component: cytoplasm; SAM complex. Gene Ontology annotation, biological process: mitochondrion organization. The coding region runs from base 100 to 879 and encodes 259 amino acids. Lineage: Eukaryota; Metazoa; Chordata; Actinopteri; Blenniiformes; Blenniidae.
CGCAGACGGACCCGUGGAUGCCCUUAAACCUUCAUGAAGCCUCAUUGACCAAAAACCUUCCUUCUUAUUUUGUAGCUCUUAGAGAUUCGUCGCGGGGAAAUGUCUCUGGCAGCGGAGGCCUUUGUGUCGCAGAUGGCGGCUGCUGAGCCGUGGCCUGAAAACGCGACCUUGUACCAGCCGCUGAAGGAGGAUCAGAUCCUGCUGUCAGACUGCGCCUCGUCUCUCGCCGUGCAGGCCUAUCUGCGGAUGUGCGGCCUCCCGGUGCAGGUGGUCUGCAGAGCCAACGCGGAGUACAUGUCUCCGUCCGGUAAAAUUCCCUUCAUCCACGUCGGAAAUCAGGUGGUUUCAGAGCUGGGACCGAUCGUUCAGUUCACCAGGGCCAAGGGUCACUCGCUGAGCGACGGCCUGGACGACGUUCAGAGAGCCGAGAUGAAGGCGUACAUGGAGCUGGUCAACAACAUGCUGCUCACUGCAGAGCUGUACAUCCAGUGGUGUGACGACGCCACGGCUGCAGAGAUCUCGCGGCCGCGGUACGGCAGCCCGUACUCCUGGCCGCUGGGCUCCAUCCUGGCCUACCAGAAGAAGUGGGAGGUCCGCCGGAAGAUGAACGCCAUCGGCUGGGGGGGCAAGAGCCUGGAGCAGGUCUACGAGGACGUGAGUCAGUGCUGCCAGGCUCUGUCCCAGCGGCUCGGCACGCAGCCAUACUUCUUCAACAAGCAGCCCACGGAGCUGGACGCGCUGGUGUUCGGACACCUGUUCACCAUCCUGACCACGCGGCUGACCAGCAGCGAGCUGGCCGAGCGGAUCAAGAGCUUCAGCAACCUGCUGUCCUUCUGCCGGCGCAUCGAGCAGACCUACUUCGAGGACAGGAGCUCGUGAGGCGGCGGCGGCGGCGGCGGCGUUCCCCCCGCGUUCCCUCGCCCCGUACAUUCUCCUCUCUCUCUCUCUCUCUCAUUCCCCUCAUCGUAGCGGUGAAGAGCUGAACGCCGCCGGCUUCUCUUCCUCCUGUCUGAUUGCAUGAUGGAGCCUUUCGGAGCGACGAGACUGAAGGAAUCACGCCGACGACGGCAGAAUAUCGGAGCUCGACACUAAUUCCAUGUUUAAAUGCAGAAGAUUGUUUUUGAGGGUAUUUGAUUUCCUCUUGAGAGGGUCGGACCGCUGAAACGGAGCCACAUCAACCUUUACGAUUAAUUUCAAAGGUUUUCUUUGUUGCGAAGUAUAAGUGAUAAAAAUACAAGAAAAACAAAAUAUUUAAGAAAAUGACUCCAGUCUCAACUUAAAACCAAUUUUAAUGAUGUGAAAUCAGAGAAAUGUUCUGAAAUUUCUCCUGCAGCUGUUGCAUCCUGGGAGAUUUUCCAAACUCCCCCUGACAGAACGGCUCUGAGGCUAGCUUGAUAGCAGGGAGCCAGUUUUUAUGGCAGCGUCACUGACAUCUCAGCUCAAAUCUCACUGCUGUGUCCAAAACUUACAAAAAAAGUCUGUUUGAAAAAAAUCUUGGCGGUUUGGCCGAAUUGAUCAAUCUUGUGAGCCGGUUUGGGUCCACGGGCCUUAUGUUUGACACUGCUGGUGGAGACAGCCUGAAUCUGUAAUUGUAAACACGAUAACAAAAACAGACAUAUUGUAGACUAAAGGUGUCAAACAUAAGGCCCGUGGCCAAAAACCGGCCAGAAGUUCCAAUCCGACCAAAACGCCAAGAAAAUUACAAACAAACAAAAAAAAAAAAUCAAUAUUGAUUUUUUAAGAGAGUUUUG